AUGCCAUGGCGCACGAAGCUGCACAUGGAGAAACCCCUCCCCGCCGGCGAGGGGUCCAGCCGGCAGCAGGGCGGCCGUGACGUCGUCGACCACGUCCAGGCUCCGGUGCAGGUGUCACCUACGCCGGAGCAGGUGGCUCCUCCGCCGGAGCAGGUAGCUGCUAUGCCUCCUCAGACGGAGCAGGUGACGCCUCCUGUGCCCGAGCCUGUGGUCGUCGGCGAUGUCAACAAAGAAGACCCAUUUAUGUGGGCCCCGGUAGCUGCUCUGGCUCCUCAGACGGAGCAGGUGUCUCCUCUGCCGCGGGUGACGCCUCCGGUGCCCGAGCCUGUGGUCACCGGCGACGUCAACAAAGACGAUGUAGCUCCUCUGGCUUCUCUGCCGGAGCAGGUGGUGCCUCCUCAGCCUCAGCCGGGUGUUCAUCUGCCGCUGGUGUUACCUCCUCUGCCCCCACCUGUGGUCGUCGCUGAUGAGAAAGAAGAAGAGGUAGCUCCUCUGGCUUCUCUGCCGGAGCAGGUGGUGCCUCCUCAGCCUCAGCCGGGUGUUCAUCUGCCGCUGGUGUUACCUCCUCUGCCCCCACCUGUGGUCGUCGCUGAUGAGAAAGAAGAAGAGGUAGCUCCUCUGGCUUCUCUGCCGGAGCAGGUGGUGCCUCCUCAGCCUCAGCCGGGUGUUCAUCUGCCGCUGGUGUUACCUCCUCUGCCCCCACCUGUGGUCGUCGCUGAUGAGAAAGAAGAAGAGGUCCUAAGUGACGAUAUCGACAGCGACCCAGAAACCCAGGGGAUCUACAGGAGGCAGAAGGUGAGGGAGCUGGACAGUGGUGUGCUCGAGAAACGUGUCAGGCCAAGAAUCGGAAGGGGGGCUACGGAUGCCCUUACUACAACAAGCUGA
Aegilops tauschii subsp. strangulata is the source of this 885-nucleotide messenger RNA. The record is from RefSeq and is a predicted model, not a curated record. NCBI's taxonomy places the organism in Eukaryota, Viridiplantae, Streptophyta, Magnoliopsida, Poales, Poaceae.